Molecule: messenger RNA, 1164 nt
Organism: Saxophila tyrrhenica
Lineage: Eukaryota; Fungi; Ascomycota; Dothideomycetes; Mycosphaerellales; Extremaceae
Exons: 2
Coding region: 1-1164 (387 amino acids)
Biological process (GO): iron ion transport; intracellular iron ion homeostasis; copper ion import
Cellular component (GO): plasma membrane
Molecular function (GO): ferric-chelate reductase activity
Source: RefSeq, a predicted model, not a curated record
AUGAGCCUCGUGCAAGGAUUACUACACGGUAUAUUACACUUGUUGUACGAACGACAAGGUGGAACCCUCGAGCUCGUUAUGCUAUCCUUUCUCGUCGGCUCGAGCUCUGUUGCCACUGUCAAACAUUAUCUAUACGAGACUUUCAUCUUCGCGCACCGCGCUCUCGCAAUAGCCCUUGCUAUCACUCUUUGGAUUCACCUCAGCGGUAGGAGUACGUUUGAGCGCACACUCGUCCUGACCGCGUUCAUAACGUCUCUCGGGGCAAACGCUCUCCACUGGCUACGGCAGGUAUGGUGGAACCUACGGAGAAGAGACCUCAGUAUGCCGCGCAUCACAAGCGCUCGUUACGAUGCGAAUGAAGACGUAGUAUUGGAUAUUUCGCUACCCAAGGACCGUAUCGUCCAUCCCGGACAAUACGUCUAUCUUACUCUCCUAGAUCCUCGGCGGCUAUCACUGCUCCAGCGGCAUCCUUUUGUGAUACCGUGGUGGGAUUCUAGAGACGAUAUUCUUACAGCACGGUCUCUGUCUAUAUUCAUACAUCCACAGAACGGAUGGACAAGGUCAUUAUCACAACAGGCCCUCUCCAUUUCCAUACGCUCCAAGGAGGGCGAAACAGAGGAGGGAGGCGAUCGUCGUCCGCGAGCGCUUCAAGACGUGGCUGCUUUGACGCCUUCCAAGCCACGGAUAUGGCUCGAUGGACCUUUCGGAAAAGAAUACAAAUUGGAAGGAUUCGACACUAUAAUCCUGUUUGCCUCCGGCACAGGCAUUUUCUCGCUGCUACCGUUCAUCAAAGUCCUCACGCACCAAGUCAUGAGGCCAAAGCUCUGCCUCGUGUGGAAGACGGGCCAGAACUAUGCCUUUGUCAACGACUGUUUACAACCCAUACUAUCCGAAGAUCUCGUUUCGCAAGAAUCGCCGACAGCAAUGCACAUGGCCUGGUACCUUACGCCAGAACUAUACAAGAAUUUGGAAAGGGAGAAGUCUCCUCUGGCGGGCGGCAGAAGGGUGAAAAUAUCAAUGGAGGUUUUGGAAAUAGACGAUCAUCUCCCAUCUAGGGAGAACGAGCAUCACAGGAAUAUUGGCAUAUUUGGUAAACUCCAGCCGUUCCGUGAAUCUGCUCUGCUAACGGGUCCCAGUGUCUGGCGACCAAAGGUUACGGCAUGA